Messenger RNA from Vigna unguiculata (cowpea), 2354 nucleotides. RefSeq names its product beta-1,3-n-acetylglucosaminyltransferase radical fringe protein, putative (DUF604). The record is from RefSeq and is a predicted model, not a curated record. NCBI's taxonomy places the organism in Eukaryota, Viridiplantae, Streptophyta, Magnoliopsida, Fabales, Fabaceae.
AAAUUUUCAAAUUAAAGUGAACGUAUAGUAGUGUUGGUGAUGAUUACGCUUGAAUUUUCCUCAGAGUUCAAAAACUCUGGAGCAUAACACUUCAAUUAUUGAUUUUGGCAUGAUUUGGUGGUUGCAUCUUCUGAAUCUGAUCUCCGUUUCUGAAAUUACACGAUGAUGAAAAUAUGAGGAAUGCAAAUGUAGCAAAUCAAAUUGUUACUUAACCGCUUCCUUGUUUUCAACACCAUCACUGCACUUUCACCAUUUCUGAAAUCCACUAGGAGCAGGAACAGGAACCCUCCACACUCCACAGUUUCUCAAAAUUCCCCAAUGUAAAAAACCCACAUUGUCUUGAGGAUUCUGUCUCUUGCUGCACCUUCAUUAUGCUCUACUGGCUUUGUUCUGCUUAGGAAUAGGUUGAUGGCAGUUCGUAGGUAUUAAGGGUGUUACAAGUUUUGGUUUGGGCGUGUGCUGCUGCUGAAAUACUUUUAUGUAGUUUUCCUUUGGCCUUUUCACUGUGUCUCUCCUGGAAGUGGGAGGCAGACAUGCAAAUUGGAAUGAUGGUGAUGAUGACUCAAACUUUGAAGACCAUUGUAUCAUCCUAUCAUGACUUUGACAAGAAUUCCCAACUAUGUCCAUUGCCUAUCAGUCCACCCAGAAGCCGUCAGUGGCGCCAAAGCCGCAUUGGAACCUUGGCCAUAGCCAUUGCAGCGCUUCUCAUAUCUACUACUGCUUGGCUUUCCCUUGUGUUCUUUGAUGCAACUACAUGUUGCUUUCACAGUUUAAAGGAUCGAGAAAGUAGACCCCACUUUUUCAACUGGAAGAAGUAUGUUUCUCAUUGUCAUACGAAAGUCACGCCCCCUCCUUCUCUCCAAUUUGGAACCAUGAAAGAUCAUCUUCAUAAUGGUAGCAGUGUUGCUGAACAGGAAGGCUUGUCACUUAAACAUAUUGUUUUUGGCAUAGCAGGAUCAUCUCAACUUUGGAAACGAAGGAAGGAAUAUGUCAAACUGUGGUGGCGUCCUAAUGACAUGCGUGGCCAUGUGUGGUUAGAUGAACAAGUGCUUGAAGAACCUGGAGAUGAUUUAUUGCCUCCUAUCAUGAUUUCUGAAGACAUCUCAUAUUUUCGCUAUACUAAUCCCACUGGUCACCCUUCUGGCCUCCGGAUUUCUCGCAUCGUCAAAGAGAGCUUUCGCCUCGGCCUCUCUGAUGUGCGUUGGUUUGUCCUCUGUGAUGAUGAUACCAUCUUCAAUGUGAAUAACUUAGUUGAUGUUCUCAGCAAGUACAAUUCUUCUGAAAUGAUUUAUAUAGGUAGCCCCUCGGAGAGUCAUUCAGCAAAUUCCUAUUUCAGUCACUCGAUGGCCUUUGGGGGUGGUGGGAUUGCAAUAAGUCAGCCACUUGCAAAGGCUCUCUCUGAGAUGCUUGACGAAUGCAUUGACAGGUAUCCAAAGCUUUAUGGUAGUGAUGAUCGACUGCAUGCCUGUAUCUCUGAACUUGGCAUCCCACUGGCAUGGGAGCGUGGUUUUCACCAGUGGGAUAUAAGAGGUAACGCUCAUGGUCUUCUAUCCUCUCACCCAAUAGCACCAUUUGUGUCAAUUCAUCAUGUUGAAGCUGUAAAUCCCUUUUAUCCGGGCCUGAGCUCUUUGGACAGCCUGAAACUUUUUACAAAAGCCAUGAAAACCAAUCCCAAAAGCUUUUUGCAGCGUUCUAUAUGUUACGAUCAUACACAACAUCUAACAUUUUCGGUGUCACUUGGCUAUGUUGUUCAAGUCCUGCCUAACAUUGUUUCUCCCCGUGAACUGGAGCGCUCGGAGAGAACUUACUCUGCUUGGAAUGGUAAUAGUGACGCGAAGGAAUUUGAUUUUGAUGCUAGGGAACCGUAUAAAUCUCUUUGUAAAGGUUCCACUUUAUUCUUCUUGAAAGAUACUAGAAGAGAGGGUAAUGCUUCUUGGGGUUCAUAUGUUCGGGGUAGAGAUAAAGACGAUUUCAAAAAGAGAAUUUUAUGCUUUCCUCACGUACCUCCUAUGCGCAAUGUGGGAGAGAUCCAGGUAGCUGUGCAACCUUUGAGCAAGAAUUGGCAUCUGGUUCCACGACGUCUCUGUUGCCGGCAAAGUCAAGCUGGCAAAGAAAUACUCCAAAUCUCAGUUGGAGAGUGUGGGAAGGGAGCUUUUACUUCUGUCUACUGAUUAUGGUUUGUACAUGAUUUAGCCUUUCAGCGAAUAGCUAAUUCCAUGCGGCAUUUUUUAUCCCAUGAAUUGAGCUUUCUUGAACCUUUUUUUUACUCAGUAGACACUUGAACUGCAUAUGGUAGAGAAAAGAUUCCGAACAACAUGCAAUUUUUUUUUAUAGAUAGUAUUUUUAACAAGGUA